Messenger RNA from Panicum hallii, 786 nucleotides. RefSeq names its product chromosome partition protein Smc-like. The transcript has 3 exons. The coding region runs from base 1 to 786 and encodes 261 amino acids. Lineage: Eukaryota; Viridiplantae; Streptophyta; Magnoliopsida; Poales; Poaceae. The record is from RefSeq and is a predicted model, not a curated record.
AUGGAGACAGCGGCAGCAGCUUUAGACGACGAGGCCGGGCCCUCACCAGCUGAGCCAGCAGCUGAGGGGGCCGCUGCCAUGGCGGAGGCUGCAGCGCCAGAGGUAGCAGAGGUGGCGGCACCGGAGGCAGCGGAAGCGGCGGAGGUGACGGCACCAGGGGUCGCCGAGGUUGCCAGCAGCUCCGCACCACCGGCGGAGGAGGAGGAGGAGACAGAGGUGGUGCUGGAAGGCGCCUCCUCCCAAUGGGAGAAGCUGGAGGCCGAGCGCCACCGUCUCUCCGACUGGGAGGUCCGUCUGGGCGACCGCAUCAACUCCGUCUCCGCCCGCUACGCUGAGGAGCGCGCCAAGCUCGUGCAGGGGCGCGAGCUUCUGCAGGAAGAGCUGGAGCAAGCUCGCAUCCGGGAGGCGGCGGCGCUCCAACGGGAGAAGGAGGCCGCGCGGCGGGAAGCGGAAGCCCUUAAGGGGCUGAUCGCCGUGGAGGAGAGGAUGGAGGCGGUAGCGAACAGGGAGCGGACCGCCCGAGAGCUGGCGGCCGAAGUCAGGAGGGCGUCGGCAAUCGUCGAGGCGGAAAAGUCCACCCUGGCAGAUUUGGCAGCGGCGGUGGCAAAGAGAGAGGAAGGGCUGGCGGCCCGCGAGGCCGAGGAGGCCCUGGACACCACUGCCGAGCGGCUUCGGGAUGUGGAGGCCAACAUCCAGGACCUCCUGGAGACGGAAGGGCGCGAAGUUGCUCGGGGGGUGGCGGAGUACAUUCUCACCAGUUUCCGGAGCCAUGACCCCGCCAUCUAG